GUCACCGAAUAAAUUCUGGAGAUGGUGGAGAUUUUGUAUUAUGUCAUAAACUUUGUGAAGGCAUAGGUCGACACAGACAUAUUGACUAUUGUAGAGAUUCAGAAGUUUGUAAAAACAUUGGAAAAAAUGAAGGCUCAUAUGAGCAUAUAAAUG
Diversispora eburnea is the source of this 153-nucleotide messenger RNA. The record is from the annotation of a GenBank genome assembly. Lineage: Eukaryota; Fungi; Glomeromycota; Glomeromycetes; Diversisporales; Diversisporaceae.